AUGGCUCGUAGAAAUGUGUGGAGCGGUGAGGAAACGAUGGAGUUGCUGGAGGUCAUAAAGGAGCAUAAUUUCAUGCGAAUGUUUGCCACCGCCGGACGGGGUCAGAAGGAACACGAUGUAUACCGGAUGAUCGAAGAGGAAAUGCAGAAAAACGGAUUCGGUGGCAAGGACGCAGGCCAGAUUUAUCAUAAAUGGAAGAACUUAAAGAGAGCCUUUUACCAGUCUAAGAAGUUAAAUAAAGGUAGAGCAAUCUGCGAAUUUGCUGAAGAGUUGGCCGAUAUACUGGAGCAACCGUGUGCCUUGAAGAGACGUGAACCAGAACCACCCGCCGAAAUAAUCGAAGGUGCACCAGCUCCUGUGAAAAAACGUAGCAAUAGUCAAAUUAAAACAAUUCGGAACCAAAUUAUUACAAAAUUGGCCAAAGCACAAAGCGAGAAUGCUGAAGAAUUCUCCAAAAAGUGGAACGAUUUGAAUGAUUACGAGUUCAAACUGUACAAGCGGAAAGAAAAGGAGCAGACCAAUGUGAUGAAUCAAAUAUUGGAAGACAGUAAAGUACAUCUAAAGGAGCAAUGUCAUAGCAUACUAGCAGGACAAUUAAUCGCCGUAAGCAGUCAACCAAAUGAAGAUUUAGAUGAGCUGAAUGUAAUUGAAAUUGAAACAACCACCAUGAAUAAUGGCACCGAAGGCACCGUUAAGGAAUUUUUACAUGCAAUAAAAUUCGAAUAA
Messenger RNA from Anopheles nili, 726 nucleotides. RefSeq lists its product as uncharacterized. NCBI's taxonomy places the organism in Eukaryota, Metazoa, Arthropoda, Insecta, Diptera, Culicidae. The transcript has 3 exons. The coding region runs from base 1 to 726 and encodes 241 amino acids. The record is from RefSeq and is a predicted model, not a curated record.